Molecule: messenger RNA, 672 nt
Organism: Colletotrichum fioriniae
Lineage: Eukaryota; Fungi; Ascomycota; Sordariomycetes; Glomerellales; Glomerellaceae
Source: RefSeq, a predicted model, not a curated record
AUGGAGCCCAAGUUUAAACAGGAGAUUCAACAGAUGAUGUACAUUGCAGGAGAGACCCAGGACGUCUCCAUCCAGACCACCAAACUCAUUGAGGAAAUCAUCCGAGAUCAAGUCGUUCACAUGCUCAGAAUAGCCAACGACCUCGCCGCCCGCCGCGGCUCCCGCGUCUUCUCCAACAAUGACCUAAUCUUUCAAGUCCGCCACGACAAAGCCCGCGUCGAACGCCUCCGCAUCUUCCUCACCUGGAAAGCCAUCCGCAGAACCGUCAAAGACUCUGACGAAAAAGAAGGCCUCGUCGACGAAGCCGACCUAGAAGAAAACGUCGUCGCUCCCGCAGACGACGCCCCUGCCGGCGGCAAGGCCAAGUUGCCUACCGUCACACUCCCCUGGGACGCGGCGUCCUACUUUUCUGAACAAGUUACCGAGGCGAGCCAGGAGGAUCUGGUGGAGAUUACAAGCAACGAGGCCGCGCUCGAGAAGCUGAGGAGAAAUGAUGAGCGGACGAGGGAUAUGACUGUUGCCGAGUACGCGACGUGGUCAGAGUACCGUCAUGCGUCGCUGACCUACCGCAAGGCCAAGAGGUUUCGAGAGUGGUGUGGAUUGGGCGUGAUUGCAGAGAACAAGCCGAAUGAUGAUGUGAUGGAUAUUCUGGGGUUCCUGACAGGCACUUAA